Molecule: messenger RNA, 1320 nt
Organism: Diospyros lotus (date-plum)
Lineage: Eukaryota; Viridiplantae; Streptophyta; Magnoliopsida; Ericales; Ebenaceae
Exons: 3
Coding region: 1-1320 (439 amino acids)
Source: RefSeq, a predicted model, not a curated record
AUGGUGUAUGAUCAUUUGAUUUGUAGAGGGUUUCCAACCACAUACACUACUUGGUUUUGGCAUGGGGAGUCAACUAUAAGGGAAACUUCUAAUAGCACACCCUCGAUACAAAAUCCCUUAUACAGUCAUGAUCCAAUACACAAUAUGAUCAACAAUGCUUUUGGGAUAUCUAGGGACCAUGUGAAUGUAGAAGCCUGGACCUCGCAUCAACCAGUACAUGAAGGUGAAGAAAGGAUGCCAGAAUUGAAUCAAGGACCUAAUGAGGAAGCUAAGGCAUUUUACGAUCUAGUUAGGGAUGGAAAUCAAGCAUUGUAUGAAGGAUGUACGAAGUACUCGAAAUUAUCAUUCCUAGUAAAACUAUAUCACAUCAAGUGCUUGUGCGGAUUGAGUAACAAAGCAAUGUCUAUGAUUUUAGAAUUGUUAAAAGAUGCCUUCGAACAUGCAGAGAUUCCUGAUUCUUUUUAUGAGGUGAAGAAAUUAAUUACCAAGCUUGGUCUUAAUUACAGUCAAAUACAUGCAUGUCCAAAUGACUGUAUGUUGUAUUGGGGAGAAGAUGAAAGUAGGGAGACAUGCAAAGUAUGUAACACGUCAAGAUGGAAACAAAGUAGGAAAGGUAACCCGACGAACAUGUCUAGUGGGGGCAAGAAAAGAAAAAAGAAACUUGUCAAAGUUUUACGGUACUUUCCACUUAAACCACGUUUGCAAAGGUUAUUUAUGUCUUCUAAAACUGCUGAACAUAUGAGGUGGCAUUCUGUGGAUAGUAACAAAGAUGGCUUGAUGAGGCACCCGAGAGACUCUGAGGCGUGGAAGAGAUUCGAUGAAACACACCUUGAAUUCGCAUCAGAUCCACGGAAUGUUAGGCUUGGGUUAGCUAGUGAUGGCUUCAAUUCUUUCAGAACUUUGAGUACCAACUAUAGCAUUUGGCCUGUGAUUCUUAUACCGUACAACUUACCCCCUUGGAUGUGUAUGAAGCAGACUUCCUUCAUCCUUUCAAUGAUCAUUCCGGGAAAGCAAAUGCCAGGGAAUGAUAUCGAUGUUUACUUACAACCCUUGAUUAAAGACUUGAAGGAUUUGUGGGAUGGUGGUGUGGAAACAUUUGACGCUUCACUCAAUCAAAUGUUUAAUAUGCGCGCUGCAUUGAUGUGGACAAUUAGCAAUUUUCCUGGGCUUGAGUUUAGGAAUCCACCAGUGGCACUAUCAGGUUCAGAGAUAUUCAAGCAGUUGGAAAAUGUUCGUGUUACAUUUGGGAAAGGGAUGGAGGCUGAAGAUAACAGAAAAAGAACUCACCGAAAAAAUAUUGUAGAAAGUGAAUGUGUGUGA